AUCUCCACCUCUGCAGUUGUGCGGUGCGUUGUGCUCUCCACGUGUGCUAGCGAGUUUGCCUUGAUCUUUCCUCCGUGCUGUGCUUGAUAGUGGUAGGUGGGUGGGGCGCGCCUCUCCCCUCUUUUCAUCCUGUCGUUGCUGUUCCCCGAAACUCGGGCACCCUCCCUCUAUUGCAUCAGCUUUAUUCGAUGCACUUGGUGCAACUUGGCUCGUUCGUGUAUGCGUGCGUGUGCGUGCACCACGACCUUUUCUAGAAUACCCGUGUGGACAGCAGCAGCAGCAGCACGCGCCUGUGUGUGUUACUCGUUUUCUUUGUUUUCUCUUGCACCUGGUUAAAGUAUCCCGGAGAAGGGUUCUAGAGAUAUCAGCUAGAAUAGAACGCAUUUAGGGCCGAUUAUUUGGAGAACCGUUGGAGAUAGACAACCUGUGACGAAGAUUUUUCAUUUUCUCUCCACUUACAAUUUGACAUUUGGCCCCAUUGUGUCACCUGGUGUUUCGUUUGGCUAGAAGAUCGUGCAGGACAAGUCGAGUACAAGUGGGUGCAUCGAAGUAGACGAAAAAGUAGGGAUUUUCAAAGUGUUCCACACUACGGUGCAAUCUGCAGUAGGCAUCGAAUGAGAACAGUCGUCGGCAGCAGAGCAGCGCGGUGAAGUAGCUAGUGCGAUUAGGAAGAGUUCGUUUUAUUUUUGAGUAAUUUGUGAAGCGACCCCGGGCAUCGUGAAAAAAUCAUGGCCGAUAGUUUGGUGGAAAGUCCUGCGGCCAGUUCGGCCCAUCUGAUGAACAUGAAUGUGAUGAACACGUUGGCAGGGGAGGCGGGCAGCAGCUCAUCGUCUUCGUCGUCCUCUUCCUCCUCUUCCUCCUCCUCUUCCGGUUCCGUCGGAUUGGUGGCCACGUCUUCAUCUUCCGGCUCCGGAUCAGCUGCUAGUAGCAGCAGCAGCAACAACAAUAAUAAUAGCUCCGCAAACCCAAUUGAUGGAGCCGGUGCUGCUGGUGGGGGUCCACCGACAGUUCUAAUUUCGGUUAGUGCCCCCAGCACGAACCAGGCGGCUGCCGCAAGUGUUGUGUCCGACGUGUUUCUGAAUCAGUUUAUGGUGCAUCGGGCCAACAUGACGAGCAUUCACAAUAGCAGCCAGCAGCAGCAGCAGCAGCAACCGUCGUCGUCCACCGCGACCUCGCCCGUAUCCGUAUCGUCUUCGGGAGGUCAGCCUUCAUCGACCUCAAGCGCAGCCAUCCCACCGUCCACCACCGCAUCCUCGUCGUCAUCAUCCCCAUCCUCUUCCUCCACCUCCACCACUUCCUCGACGGCUGCGGCUUCCUCCUCCUCCUCCUCUACUUCCUCGUCCUCGGUUUCUUCGGUUCAACAGCAACCGCUGGAGCUACUGCACCGUGAGCUACCACCGAAACCGAACCGCCCCAUCGGUACCGUUGGGGACGACGAGCGACGGUCUGGGGUGGACGGCGGAGAGGAUGACGAUUGUGAUGAACCGGAAGCGAAGCGCAGGAAGAAGCUUGGCGACAAACCGACGGCAAAAGUCGAAAAGCUGGAACAGCGCCUCGGUGGCAUAUUGUGCUGUGCCGUCUGUCUGGAUCUGCCGAGGACAGCCAUGUACCAGUGCUCCAUGGGUCAUCUCAUGUGUGCCGGAUGCUUCACACAUCUUCUGGCUGAUGGCAGACUUCGCGAUCAGAACGCCACAUGUCCAAACUGUCGUACCGAGAUCAGCAAAAACAAUUCGUCGCGUAAUUUGGCGGUAGAGAAGGCAGUUUCGGAACUACCAGCCGAGUGUCAGUACUGUGGUAAUGAGUUUCCGAACCGUUCGAUCGACUAUCAUGAGUCGCAUGAAUGUGAAGAUCGUCCCACCGAUUGUCGUUUUGCACGCAUCGGCUGCCAGUGGCGCGGCCCAAUACACGAGGUGUCUACGCACGAGGCGAACUGUGCGCAUCCCAAGAAGUCGGGUGCUGAGGUGAUGGUGGCACUGCAGGCCCACGAUGCAAAGGCGGCUGAAGAUAAGCAGCUCUUUCUGACGCUGAUCGAUUUGUUGAGCUACGAGAAGAUCAUUUUCAACGAUUUGCAGCUGAAACCCUAUCGGACGGACGAGUAUGUGCAUCGUUUGUACUACGAGACCAGCCGGUUCUCCGCCUUCAACCACCAGUGGGUGGUAAAGGCGAUCAUUAAUAAGAGCCAGCGUGAUCCGCACGAAUCGUGUGAGCGGGACAUUACUUAUCAGCUGAUUCUCAAAUCGAAAACAUCGACCCCACUACCGAUGCACUUUUUCGUACUGCGAGGUCCAUUCUCGGACAUCAAGGCCAGUACGCAGAUCUACAAACAUGAUUUCGCCGACACUGAAACGGAAAGCCCAUUCCGACUUCUUCCGCUGCCUGAUACCGCCGAAUGCAACAGACUAUUGGCGGCGAAAGCGAUCAAUUUCAGGUUGAUUAUGUUUUUGGCAUCGAAGUGAGCAAAUCUACAGUAAUAUGCUUCACGCGUGGAACUGCUGUCACAUAGAGAUGGUGGUUGCGCUGCGCUGAUCAUAAAUUAAUAUUUCUUUUUCAUAUAGAUUUAAUUUUAAUAUUCUACACUACAAUGCUUACAAGCUAUCUGGCACUUUUUGAAAACGGAGGCAAACAAAAUGCUGUUGUGCAACAGCUCCAUGAUUUUUUUAAUGGAAAUUGGAAUUUGAAAUAAUGUACUACGCUGGAUGGUUACGUUUGGCUUUGUGACUUUCAUGACUUCAUUCACAAAAUUUAUUCUCGUCACUAAUCGAACAUUUUGCUUCACCUUUUCUCAAUCACCUAGCAGGUAACCGCUUGGACGCCUUCGCAUUGGUUUUGAUUUCAAUGAUUAGAUGGACCAAAAACACAGUAAAAGUAACCGAUGAAUGUAAUGAUCUAAGUUGAUAAGUUUUUCGUUGAUCGGUGGUCCUUAAGGAACAGAUUGGUUGAACAACAACUGAAAGCGCCAUGCAAGUUAAACGGGGUUUAGUGAGACAGGUUCAUUAAAAAGUUGCCAUCCUCACGAAAUACAGUAUAUCAUAAAUCUAUGAGUAAACGCAAUUGCAUGGCAGUACAAUUGCUUAAAAGCUUAAAGUUGCCGCUAACCCUUAAGAGACAUUUGUCGGCACUGGGCAGGAGAUGCUGUAGAAAGCUCUCUCACUCUUUCUCUACGUUAUUUUCAUUUUUACAUUUUCUUUUAUGAACCGAAGAGAAUAUGAAGUUUAUAUCAAAUGUUUUGCAAAUUUACGAUAUAUCUUUCCUCUACUAAGCAUAUAUAAUACAUUACGAUAAAAGCAGUUAGUAGAGAUAGCGAGGGUGUGAAGGAAACGGAUGAAGAAUGUGUGAUACACAAAUAUUGCUACAAUUAAGGCAAGUUCACAGAACAUGUGAACUGCAACAUAAACGUUUGUGCUCGGUUGUGGUUUUUGUGCUUGUUUGAGCACAGAACCUAACAUCGCGGUACAUACGCUGGUUCACUAUAAGAAUUAUUUGCUACGAGAAGAAAGUUGAAUUUGUCUUUUUUUACUUCACGUUCAUAUGAUUACAGAUUGCUUUGAAUGUAAAGCCUGCAUCAUAAUCCACCGAGCGGCGGAUCUUGGCAAUGAAAAAGAGAUAGUGAUUAUUAGCGAGAUAAGUGCGUUUAUGUCGAUAAGCAACAUAUUUUUUUGAAUUUAAGUUAUCAUUUCGUUUCCCAUUUACCCCCGAGAGAUUAUCUUUCAUUAAAAGACAAUUUGGAUUGGAUGGAUAUUGGUUCGGAGUGGGAAAAGAAGAAGUGAGACAAAAAAUGUUUUAGCGGUUUUGGAAUGCUACCAAAUAGGUGAUAAGAUGUGCCCAAAUGCUUUUUGAUAUGCGUAUGUUCUAUUCUUCUCAGCUCAUUUUGUUUCUACGUUCAACAUUUCUGUGUAACAUAGCUAAAUAAUAUUCCCACUUACAAUGAUCUUAUACAACCGAAACACUAGUUUGUAAGAACAAAUAUAUUUUGUUUCUUUGAAUGUUAACAA
This is a messenger RNA of Anopheles darlingi, 3992 nucleotides long. RefSeq names its product cysteine and histidine-rich protein 1 homolog. The record is from RefSeq and is a predicted model, not a curated record. The transcript is spliced from 7 exons. Lineage: Eukaryota; Metazoa; Arthropoda; Insecta; Diptera; Culicidae. Gene Ontology annotation, cellular component: nucleus. Bases 729 to 2456 code for a protein of 575 amino acids.